This is a messenger RNA of Heteronotia binoei (common prickly gecko), 10718 nucleotides long. It is a transcript of the gene ZNF462, whose product is annotated as zinc finger protein 462. Gene Ontology annotation, biological process: regulation of gene expression. Gene Ontology annotation, cellular component: nucleus. The record is from RefSeq and is a predicted model, not a curated record. The transcript is spliced from 14 exons. Lineage: Eukaryota; Metazoa; Chordata; Lepidosauria; Squamata; Gekkonidae. The coding region runs from base 589 to 8106 and encodes 2505 amino acids.
CCCCCGUCGUUGUUGUUGUUGUUAGAAAGCCUUCUUGCACCCCCUGGUGCUGUUGCGUUUUGUGUGGUAGGCAAGGAGAUUGUCUUCUUUCUUUCUCUCUCUCUCUCGCUCCCUCUGGUUGCUCAUUAUUCAGAGAGAGACACACAGAGGGUUGAGUGAGAGAGAGAGAGAGACGGAUAUCUCAGGUCAUCUGCAGCUGCAGCAAGCCAGUGAAGGAGAGAGGGAGAGGGGGGAGAGGGGGGAAAAAAAGCAGGGAAAAAGAUGGCGAUCCUCCAUUGCUGAGACCUGGCAAGGAGCACAUGAGACUAAGAAGAAGAAAAAAAAACCACCCCAACUUCCAUAACAAUUUCCAGAAGAAGAAGAGCAAGGGAGAGAGAGAAAGGAAGAAGAGCGGAAGGAGACCGGCACCGGGACCUUGCUAUCAUACCUGGAAUUAGGAACCCUUCUCCAGCCUCAUGUUGAGUAAUACAAAAUCAGCAAAGUUUGGGCAAAAAAGGCUAAGGUUUGGUGAUGUAUCAGCAGGCUAAACUGUUGACUCCCCAACUCAUCUAAGCGGAUUUCCUAAUGUAAAACUUACCAUUAAGGACUAUGGAGGUGCUGCAGUGUGAUGGCUGUGAUUUUCGAGCGCCAUCCUACGAAGAUCUGAAAGCUCACAUUCAGGAUGUUCAUACUGCAUUUCUGCAGCCCACAGAUGUUUCUGAGGAAACUCCAAGCCAGUCAAGGUUUAGUUCUAUGAAUAGCGGUGACCAAGCUGAGGUGGAAUAUUCUUCUGUAAAAGAUGAAUUCGCAAUUACAGAUGAUAUGGCAGGACAAAAUGCUGCUCAGCUGGGGACUGGAAAUUACUAUAGCCAUAGCCAGAGUUAUUAUGGCCACCAUAUGCUCUCUAAACCAGCAAACAAGUUUUUUCAGUGCAAAUUCUGUGUGCGUUACUUCAGAUCCAAAAACCUCCUCAUAGAACAUACACGGAAAGUGCAUGGCGCUCAGGCUGGAGGAGGAUCCCCAACUGGAUCACCUGGUGCUGGGUCCUUAAAUUACAACAUCAUGAUGCAUGAAGGCUUUGGUAAGGUUUUUUCUUGCCAAUUCUGUACGUACAAAUCUCCGAGGCGUGCAAGGAUUAUUAAGCAUCAGAAGAUGUACCACAAGAACAGCCUGAAAGAGAGCUCUGCUUCCCCUUCUGCUGCAGCUGCUAUAUCUGAAUCGGCAUCUAUAUCUGUGCCAAUGCAGGACUCUUGCAAAGAGCUUCCAGCUGAAGUUGUAGAACGCAGCAUCUUGGAGUCUAUGGUCAAGCCCUUAACCAAGUCCAGGGGCAACUUCUGUUGUGAGUGGUGUAGUUAUCAAACACCUCGAAGGGAACGAUGGUGUGACCAUAUGAUGAAGAAGCAUCGCAGCAUGGUGAAAAUAUUGUCCAGCCUGAGGCAGCAGCAGGAUGGGAGCAGUAUGCAAGACAUAUCAAGCAAGGGUCCACCAAGCCCCACCCAAAAUUCCAACUAUAUACCUAUGAAUGCUUCUGGACGGGAGAUGCCAAAUGCAAAUGUCUCAAACUUCAGGGGGUCUAUGAAUAAUUCCCUUGUCAGGUCCAACUCUUCUACUUCUUCAAAGUUUUCUUCUGUUUCUUACCCUCAUAUGAAACAUAAGGCACCUCACAACUCAGGCAUUGUUAGUAUGUCUGACAGAUCCCGUUAUGGGAUUGACAUGGUGAAUUCUUCUGCUGACAUGGAUACGAACAGUAUGCUAAAUGACUCAAGUUCUGAUGAUGAGCUGAAUGAACUAGACAGUGAGAAUGGCUUGAAUUCUAUGGAUCACCAGGCUUCUGGGCUAACUGCAGAGCAACUCAUGGGAUCUGAGGGCCACAAAUUAUUGGAAACAAAGGGGAUCCCAUUUAGGAGGUUUAUGAACAGAUUCCAGUGCCCUUUCUGUCCUUUCCUCACCAUGCAUCGGCGGAGCAUUUCCCGCCAUAUUGAAAACAUCCAUCUUUCUGGAAAGACAGCAGUAUACAAAUGUGAUGAAUGUCCUUUUACUUGCAAGAGCUCUUUCAAACUUGGAGCUCAUAAACAGUGUCAUACGGGGGCAGCGUCAGACUGGGAUGCAGUGAAUUCCCAAACAGAGAGCAUUGCUUCUUCAUUGAAUGAAAGCACAGUAUCCUAUGAAGGGGGCAAUAUAAAUGGCAGGAAGUCUGGGGGAAUAAUGGAUUCCAUGCAACAACAGCAACAGUCUCCGCAGUCCCAUUCACAACAUCCAUACAAAUGUACCAUGUGCAAUUAUUCCACAACAACGUUGAAAGGUCUUAGGGUUCAUCAGCAACACAAGCAUUCAUUUUGUGACAAUUUGCCAAAAUAUGAGGGGCCAUCAUCAAACACACCACAAGAAAGUGAGCCUGAUACUCAUGCCUCUCCCAGCACUGUGAAGAAAAGCCAGACCUCAAUUCUUGGGCUGUCUUCUAAAAACAACUUUGUAGCUAAAUCUUCUAGAAAGAUGUCCAAUGACUUUCCUUUAGAUUUGUCACCAGUGAAGAAGCGAACAAGGAUUGAUGAGAUAGCUAGUAAUCUGCAAAGCAAAAUCAAUCAAAACAAGCAACAAGAAGACGCAGUGAUUAAUGUAGAGGAUGAUGAGGAGGAAGAGGAAGACAAUGAAGUGGAGAUAGAGGUAGAACUGGACAAGGAAGAAGAACAAGCAGAGCAAUUGAUGGAAAUUGCAUCAUUCACUUCCCAACAAAUGUGGGGAAGAGAUGCUAAUGAAUCUCAGAAGGAAUCGAAUUAUAGAAACAUCCCACAUGAUUACAACUCAACAAAUGGUGCUGAAAUUGAGUUAACUAUAUCUGAGGAUGAGGAGGACUAUUACUGUUCUCCAGUUGGCUUGAAGGACCAAGCUCUGAAUUCAUCGGCUUUGGGCAGCCAGUCAAGUAUGUAUGGAUCUGAUCAAAACAACGACAAUUCUGACUAUGGUGAUUCUGGAAGGCUCUACUAUUGUAAACACUGUGAUUUCAGUAACAAAUCUGCCAGGAGUGUUAGCACUCAUUAUCAACGGAUGCAUCCAUACAUUAAAUUUAGCUUUAGGUAUAUUUUAGAUCCCAAUGAUCACAGUGCAGUGUAUAGAUGUCUUGAAUGUUACAUUGAUUAUACAAACUUUGAAGACUUGCAGCAGCAUUAUGGUGAGCAUCAUCCUGAAGCUAUGAAUGUACUAAACUUUGACCACUCUGAUUUGAUUUAUCGAUGUCGCUUUUGCUCAUACACCAGCCCGAAUGUUAGGAGCCUAAUGCCACAUUACCAAAGAAUGCACCCAACAGUUAAAAUUAACAAUGCAAUGAUAUUCUCAAGUUAUGUAGUUGAGCAACAAGAAGGGUUAGGCUCAGAGUCGCAAACUUUGAGAGAGAUUUUAAAUUCUGCCCCCAAAAGUCUGGCCACUUCCACUCCAGUUGCUCGUGGGACUAGCUUACCUGCUUCUUUUAACAAAAAUUCUUCAAAAGGUAAUAGUCCUGAAUCUGACAGCCAGAAGGAGUCUUCAGUAAAUAGUGUUGUUGUUUAUGACUGUGACGUUUGUUCAUUUGCAAGUCCCAACAUGCAUUCUGUCUUGGUGCAUUAUCAGAAAAAACAUCCUGAAGAAAAGGCUUCAUAUUUCAGGAUUCAGAAGACAAUGCGUAUUGUAUCUGUUGAGAGGGGCUCAGCUCUGGCUCAGAUGGCGUAUGAAUUGGGAUCACCUGUUUCCCCCAAAAUGUCCAACAUGCCUUCACAACUGCCACCUCCACCACCUCCAGACCUUACAACUGAGCUUUACUACUGCAAACACUGCUCAUACAGCAAUCGGUCAGUGGUUGGAGUGCUGGUGCAUUACCAGAAAAGGCAUCCAGAGAUAAAAGUUACUGCAAAAUACAUUAGGCAAGCACCUCCCACUGCAGCCAUGAUGAGAGCUGGGGAGAUGCCUCCUGGUAUUCAUAGACCUCCUGGAUCUAUGCAACAGCUUAACAGGGGCAACACUGAGAGUACUGUGGCUCCCUUGGAGAAUGAGAUGUUCUUUUGCCAGCACUGUGAUUAUGGAAACCGGACUGUGAAAGGUGUGCUCAUACAUUACCAAAAGAAGCAUCGUGAUUUCAAAGCCAAUGCAGAUGUGAUUAGGCAACACACUGCCACAAUCAGAAGCCUUUGUGAUCGUGGCCAGAAAAAUUCCCCUGGCAGCUUGCAGAUUCACUCUUCAAAUGUUGAACGAGAAAAGACUAAGCUGAGAGCUCUCAAAUGCAGGCAGUGUUCUUAUACCUCUCCCUAUUUCUACGCAUUGCGGAAGCAUAUUAAAAAGGAUCACCCAAGCCUGAAAGCCACAGUCACUUCUAUUUUGCGAUGGGCAUUUUUGGACGGCUUAAUAGAAGCUGGAUAUCACUGUGAAUGGUGUAUCUAUUCUCAUGCUGAGCCCAGCGGCUUGCUUGUACAUUACCAAAGGCGGCAUCCUGAGCAUUACGUUGACUAUACAUACAUGGCAACGAAGCUCUGGGCAGGACCAGAUCCUUCGCCUCCUGCCUUACUAAUGCCAUUGGAGAUGAAAACAUAUAAAUGUAGAGACUGCAUUUUUGAAGCAUCUUCCAUUUGGGACAUUACUAAUCACUACCAGGCUUUUCAUCCUUGGGCUAUGAAUGGGGAUGAAUCAGUGUUGCUAGAUAUCAUAAAGGAGAAAGAUGCUGCUGAGAAAGCCAACCCUGCUUCCAAUGAUACUGGAGCCCGGAUACAUUCAGAUGACCAGAGAGUAGCCCAAGCACCACAGGUGGAUCAGGAUACAGAAUACACAGAGGAUACAAACCUUCCCCAAGACAAAGCCAUCCAGCUCACCUCUGCAAACCCUGCAAUAUCUUCAACACCCUACCAGUGCACGGUGUGCCAGUCAGAAUACAACAAUUUGCAUGGCCUUCUGACCCAUUAUGGCAAAAAACAUCCUGGGAUGAAAGUGAAAGCUGCAGAUUUUGCACAAGACAUAGACAUCAACCCGGGUGCUGUGUACAAAUGUAGGCAUUGCCCAUACAUUAAUACACGCAUCCAUGGUGUUCUUACACACUACCAGAAACGACACCCUUCAGUAAAGGUCACUGCAGAAGAUUUUGUGCAUGAUGUGGAACAACCUACAGACAUGUCCCAGAAUGAUGUGGAAGAGACCAGCAGAAUUUUCAAGCAAGGCUAUGGUGCUUACAGGUGUAAAUUGUGCCCUUACACUCAUGGUACUUUAGAGAAACUCAAAAUUCAUUACGAAAAAUACCAUAACCAGCCUGAAUUUGAUGUGUUUGCACAGUCUCCUCUCAAGUUGCCUGCCUCCAUGGAGCCUGAAGUAGUCACUGAAAUUAAGCCUUCUCCAGAAAUUGUCCCUGAGGAAGUUAUUGGAGAUGAUUCAGUGCCACCGACUCACUUCUCCAGUUCCCAUUUGGUUUCUCACACAGUGUUCCGAUGCCAACUCUGUAAGUAUUUCUGCUCUACCAGGAAAGGGAUAGCAAGGCACUACCGCAUCAAACACAACAAUGUCCGGGCACAGCCAGAGGGCAAGAACAACCUCUUCAAAUGUGCAUUGUGUUCUUACACAAAUCCUAUUCGUAAAGGUUUGGCUGCACACUACCAGAAGCGCCAUGACAUUGAUGCUUACUAUACUCACUGCUUGGCAGCCUCGAGGACUGUAAGUGACAAACCCAACAAAGUGAUCAUUCCAUCACCUCCAAAAGAAGAUUCCCCUCAAUUAAGUGAGGAGCUGAGAAGGGCAGUGGAGAAGAAGAAAUGCUCCCUUUGCUCCUUCCAGUCUUUCAGUAAAAAAGGAAUUGUGUCCCACUAUAUGAAACGGCACCCUGGUGUCUUCCCUAAGAAACAGCACGCAAGCAAACUUGGGGGUUAUUUUACAGCCGUGUAUGCUGAUGAGUAUGAGAAACCGCAAAUCCCAGCAGAGGAGAGGAAUGAUUUUGAGAAACCUGAAGUCGAGGUGGAGGGUCCAGAAAUUGAGUGGCUCCCCUUCCGAUGCAUCAAGUGUUUCAAACUCUCCUUCAGCACAGCUGAGCUGCUGUGUAUGCAUUACACCGACCACCAUAGCAAGGACUUGAAGAGAGACUUUACCAUACUGGGGAGCGGUGCCUGCUUCCAGAACCCCACUUACCAGUGCAAGCACUGUGACAGCAAGCUGCAUAGCACGGCGGAACUGACCGCACACUUGAACAGUCACAAUGAAGAAUUCCAGAAGCGUGCCAAACGUCAAGAGAGGAGGAAGCAGCUUCUGAGCAAGCAAAAAUAUACAGAUGGUGCAUUGGUAGAUUUCAAACAAGAGAGGCUUUUUUCUAACUUGGAAGAAGUUUCAAAGCUGAAAGAGAGAAAGGUUGUGGGAUACAAAUGUAAAUUUUGUGUGGAAGUUCAUCCAACUCUUCGAGCCAUUUGUAACCAUCUCCGUAAGCAUGUCCAGUAUGGGAAUGGCUCUGCUGUGUCUGCUGCAGUCAAGCAGGAAGCUGAAGAUCCUUCACAUGCAGCUUUCUUGGAGGGUAUUGAGGGAGCCAAAGACCCUGGCAGUGUUGCCACUGUGGAACUUGCGGAAGCUGACUCUGGACCAUCACUGGAAGAUGAAACCAGACCUGGUGGCUACCACUGCAGCCAGUGUGACCGGGUUUUGAUGUCUAUGCAGGGUCUACGAUCGCAUGAGAGGAGUCACUUGGCAUUGGCCAUGUUUACUCGUGAAGACAAAUACAGCUGCCAGUAUUGUUCCUUUGUCUCUGCUUUCAGGCACAAUUUGGAUCGCCAUAUGCAAGCUCACCACGGACAUCAUAAGCCAUUCCGCUGCAAGCUCUGCCCUUUCAAGUCCUCCUAUAACAGCCGACUGAAAACCCACCUCCUCAAAGCACACGCUGGUGAACAUGCCUACAAAUGCUCCUCCUGCUCAUUUUCCACCAUGACAAUCAGCCAGCUGAAAGAGCACUCCCUGAAAGUGCAUGGGAAGGCACUGACACUACCAAGACCACGCACUAUCAGCCUUGUAACCUCGCAUGCUCAACAUGCCUCCAAGAACCACACUACUGCUGAAGAAGUGGAAGACUCUAAUGAUUCUUCCUAUUCAGAGCCUCCAGAUGUCCAACAGCAAUUGAACCACUAUCAGUCAGCAGCUUUGGCAAGGAAUAAUAUUAGCCCUGUCCCGCUUUCUGGCACAGACCAGAAAGCUGAAGUUGUCCUUAACUGUGAAUUUUGUGAAUUCUCCUCGGGUUAUAUUCAGAGUAUUCGGCGUCAUUAUCGUGACAAACAUGGAGGGAAGAAGCUUUUUAAGUGUAAAGAUUGUUCCUUCUAUACAGGCUUUAAAUCUGCUUUUACUAUGCACGUUGAAGCUGGGCAUUCGGCAGUUCCUGAGGAAGGACCCAAAGAUCUACGCUGUCCUCUGUGUCUGUACCACACCAAAUAUAAACGGAACAUGAUUGACCAUAUCGUCCUUCACAGAGAAGAACGAGUGGUUCCCAUAGAAGUGUGCCGUUCCAAGCUGUCCAAAUACUUGCAGGGAAUUGUUUUCCGCUGUGACAAGUGUACCUUCACCUGUUCCAGUGAUGAGAGUUUACAGCAGCACAUAGAGAAGCACAAUGAGCUAAGACCUUACAAAUGCCAACUGUGCUAUUAUGAGACCAAGCACACGGAGGAGCUGGAUGCUCAUCUUCGAGAUGAGCAUAAGGUGAGUCGCAACUUUGAGCUGGUUGGACGGGUUAACUUAGACCAAUUGGAACAAAUGAAGGGAAAAGAGGAGAGUUCCAGCAGUGAUGAGGAAGAAAAAGAAGAGGACAUGAGUUCCAAGGAGGAAGAAAGAGAGUCCAUGAGGUUCUCUGAGAAUGGACCUCCAGAAAAACGGUUCCCAUGUGAAUUCUGUGGUCGAUCAUUUGCGGAAGGCUCUGAAUGGGAGAGGCACGUACUGAGGCACGGCAUGGCUUUGAAUGAAACCAAGCGAGUGAUUGCUGAAGAUGGCCAACUGAACGAAAGUGCAGAGGAUAAUGUUAAGGUACCGUUGGCAGAAGAGAUGGAGAGCAGCGCAAAAAUAGUGGUGGACUUUUCCCACAAGAACGAAACUGCCAUCUGUAUUGUUGCUGCUGAUGAUAAAUCACUCCAAGAGAAUGCAGAGGCCAAAAGUGAAUGAACACCUGGUGUGAUUUCAAACAACCUACUUGAACAGUGAUCGAUGGGAGAGGGUAGGGAGGGGGACAAGGAAGAAUCAAAGCUGCUUUUAGGACUGAAUGAUCUAUUUUCAAAGCACUGGUACCUGUGUGUGUGUGCGUGUGUGUGUGUACAUAUAUUAAAUUUAUUUAAGUGAGGGCGAUGAAAUACGUGACUCCAUUACAUCGCUGUGGCUCUUCUGGAUUUUGACAAUGGGAAGUUGCGUUCAUUUGAACUUGAGAAGCAAAAUUCCCAAUGUUCCUCACGUUAACGCCAACGUGCUUUGCCAUGGAGACUUUGGAUUGUUUCAAGAAUGGAAGUGUCAUGAGGAUGGAAGAGUGCAGGGGGGACAACUUUCAGCGCACAAACUUGGGCGCUUUUUUUUCUAGUUUUAAUAUACAUAUUACGCUUUUUCCAGACUGAAUGACUGACCGACGCUUUAGAAAAAGAAGAAGAAAAAACAAAAUAAAAACUGCUUUUUGCUUAAAACAGUCACCUGUUUCCUAGUACCUCAGAAUUAACCAAGGGAAAUUUAAAAGAAUACAAAUCUCUGCAUUUGUCAGUACUACCUGUUGUCAUUGUGGUUAAAUGUAGAGAGCGAGAGAGAGAGACUGACUGCUGGGCCAGAUAGUGAAUGGAAGAAAAAUUUAAAAACCACAAAGUUUUAAAAGAAAGGAAAACAAAAUUGUGCUCAAAAUCCCUGUGGGGGUUUUAUUUCUUGAAAUACUGUGAUUUUUUUAAUUAUUUUAGUAAAAAAAUUACAAAAAAGAGAGAAUUCCUAGAUACCUGUCUGUGACUUGUCAUCUUUUAUUCCAGGUAAGCUAUUUGUUAGCAUUUGGCUAUGAUUUUAGGGUUUCUUUUGUAUUAGACUCAUGUGACUGACUCUAUGCCGGGUUUUUUUGUUUGGCCCCGUGUCUCCAUUCACUCAGCCUGAGGGAUUACAAAUACAGCACAAUUAAGGGUUUGUUUUUUUUCCCAUGUAAAGUAAUGUUAUUUUCUCCACCCCCAGGAGACUUGGGGCAGGAGAGAGGAUUAGUUCUUGUGGAUAGAGUAUUUCUUUCUUUCUUUUUUAGUUUUAAACAUGCAGGAAUAGCAAAGAAGUAACUUUUUUAAGAAAAAGAAAAAAGAAAAAACCCAUUAAAGAACCAAACUUACAGCACAGCUAUGCAGGUUGUGGACCAAUCAAAUGGGUCCUCAUAAUCAUUCUGUUGCUUGUCAAAUUUAACAUCUCACACUGAUUAUUAUUUUGGUUUUAAGAACGGUUGCCUUUCUUUUCCUUUUUAUAUGUGGCGUGUCUUGUUUUGGUGCGACGGGGGAGGGAAGGAGGGGAGGGAGUUGAUAAAAAUUUCUGCAAGCUUGAGGUGACCCAGCUCCAUGUUCUUGGGAGCCUGAAGAAUACUCUGUUUGUGGAUUUCAAGAUGGGGCGUUAAACUGUUUGUAUUGCCUCCCAUUAGUUCUUCGCAUGAGGGGGAACAGCGUAGCAUAAAUAGGAAUCUACAUGCAUGGAAUCUGUGCUCCCAGUUCCUUAUUCACGUAAAGAACAUUUUUAUGUGUGUGAAUAUGAAACAGAAGAGCCAGACCCAUGAGUAAUGGUCUGAUUGUGAACAAAGGGGUUUCUUUCCAAAAAAUUAGAAAGUACUUGACUGAAUCCUAGUUUUAGAAAUGCAUGUGUCUCUUUGGGUUAGUUUUCUUUUUCAUGUUUUUGUUUGCUUUUUUUUUUCCAAUCUUCGAGGAUGUGGGGAGGGGAGUGGGUGGGAGGAAGGAAGGAAGCUGCUGAGAAGUCAGGCGUCCAACAGAACUUCUCAUCUGAUGGCAAGAAAGAGAGAAAAGAAAAUAAUACUGUUGCAUUUGUGGAAUAAGUGCUACUUGAAAAGCAUGGUGUUUUGCUUUUGAGGAUUCAUAUUUUGGGGGUAGGGUGGGGUUUUGUUUUUAUUUGAAGGGAGGGAAAGUCAUGUGGAAAACACAUUGGAAGGACAAGUAUAAAUACACAUUUUGUGUCUGUAUGUUUUUUUAAUUGGCCUCAUUUCAAAUGUAUUUAAACAGUUCCAUACCUGGAUUGGGUGUUUGUAAUGGUUACCAAAAAUUAAAAAGAUGAAAAAAAUGAAAUAAAUGAUUGUGACAUGCUUUUAUCACUACUUUAUUUUUCAAAUAACAUGUAAAUAUUGUAAUCCAUUGGACUUGUUUUUGUUUUGUUUUUUUGCUAACCUGUUAAUAAAUAUAUGGGACCAUUAUCCUUUUUAACAAGCCUAGAAUGUCAUAUUUUUGUUGUGUUUUUUUCCUCCCAAAUGUAUACCUUGAUAUAUUGUGGACACAUAUUUUAGAUGCAUUAUUAUGAUUCUGUUGGCUGUAAUGAUGACCUAGGAUUGAGAAUAACAUUUUUUUUCAUUUGUUUAAUUUAUACAGAGGACUUUUUCAGAGUUUGACAGAAGGAAAUAAAUAGCAAAAUGAUAACCUACUGGCUCCGGAACUCAGUAUUUCCUAAUCAAAAUUAACUACUGCUCAGUGUUUGGUGGAAGGAGUGGAAGUUCUGAAAUGUUGCACUGAUAACUUUUUUUAAGGCAAAAAGAAAAUGAAUAAAGAAUUUUCAAAAGUGAA